Anoplopoma fimbria (sablefish) is the source of this 2124-nucleotide messenger RNA. RefSeq names its product LysM, putative peptidoglycan-binding, domain containing 1 (gene lysmd1). The record is from RefSeq and is a predicted model, not a curated record. NCBI's taxonomy places the organism in Eukaryota, Metazoa, Chordata, Actinopteri, Perciformes, Anoplopomatidae. The transcript has 3 exons. The coding region runs from base 190 to 858 and encodes 222 amino acids.
UGCUGACUGCGAGCGACAAUCUGCAACUUUCUCUGCAACUUUCCAGGUGUUUCUUGGACAGGUACGGGGUCUGCAACUUGCCAUAAAGUAAGUUAAUGCCCCUGGCCUUCACAUAAACCCGACAGGUAACAUUGUGCAUGCAUUAAAGCUGCUGGUGACGUCACUUAAGCCCUGGUAAAAACGCAAACCAUGACGUCCGGGGAGAGAGCGCCUUUGCCGGCCGGGGGCAGCGGCCUGCUGCGGGGGAGCCGCACCAGGUCGUACGGGAGCCUGGUCCGGUCCCCGCUGCGACAGAGAUGCAUUGAACACAACAUUCAGCCAGAAGACACGCUGCCAGGCCUGGCCCUGAAAUAUGGAGUGUCUAUGGAGCAAAUCAAAAGAGCCAACUGGCUGUACACCAACGAGUCCAUAUUCCUGAAGAAGUCGCUGUCCAUCCCUGUGCUGUCGGACUCGGACCACUGCAGUAAAAGGGUGGAUUUGGUUGGAGAGGACAGUGAAGGAGACGGCUCCGCUGUAAACGGGCUCACGGGGAGCUCCUCCGAGAGGAAGCAGAGCGAUGGUACAGAAAGGGCGUCGGACCUCACGCCAGUGGAUUUUCUGAAAAGGCUGGAUGGCUUGAUCAGUCAGUCCAAGCAGGCGGCCGUCAAAGGAUGCCAGGACGCAGAGAGAAGGGUUGCUGCCAUAGAAGCAGCUUGCACCCGCGGGACAUCGGACUGGUGGCCGUUGACGAGGUCCCAGAGUGUCAUUUUAUCUUCCAGAGGGCAUCAGCAGCAGGCGUCACACGUGGCGGUGCCCUUAACCAUCACCAGACUCACAAAGAAACUCCGAGACAGGGAGGAUGAGAUCUUCCAGCUGUGACUUGUUUGGUUCCUGCUGUCUCACACUGAUCAUUACAGGAAAACUCUCUCAGAAAGCCACGUCACAGGGUUUGUCCUACCGGAUAAGAGAGCAACGCAGAUUAAAGAAUAGAUCCUGCUGCCACAUGGACUUGAAGCACAAACGUUUCUUUUCACACAGCUAUAUAAUAUAUACCUAUUUAAUGGGAGUCUUUUAACAGGGUCUUUAAAAUGAUUAUUGCACCUAUGUAGCCACCUUAUUUAUUUGUUGACACAUACUCUAGAUCCGGAGUAGCUCUACCCGUUAGAGUGGCUUGCUAAAGGUUCAAAGAAGUUGUACAUCAAUUCGAUGACACAAAAUAGUUUUCUUUUAAUUCUAUCCAGUCAAAUUCCCAGGCAUCCCGCACCCUUCUGAUAUUUAAUGAUUAUUUGCCGACCAGCGGCCAAUUAAAUGAUUUAUGCCGCUUUUAUGUUUUGUUGCGUCUGCGUAACUUUAGUCGAUGGCGGCAGACUAGCAAGCAAACACCAGAUUUGACUUUAACUACCAAAAAAUAGCCAAGCCAAUAACAGCCCCCCAGAAAACUAUUUACAUAAGCAGAAUUUUUAUUUCACAAAUUUGAAUGGUAAAUGUUUGUGUCUCAUUUGCGGUGCCGCUUCACCAAAGUCCACAGCAACCUUUCAUGGGACUUUCUGGCUCGUAUUUAGUUUGAUUUACCAAGCUGAAGAAGAAAGCCGCCGCAGCAACAGAGGCUUUGAAUACACUUCCUGUAAGUCGCUUUGGAUAAAAGCGUCUGCUAAAUGACUGUAAUGUAAUGUAAUGCUUUGAUUAGUGGAGCAACACAACAGGCCCUUUGCCUAGAAGCGAUGACUGCUGUGGCUGAAACAUUUCAGACAACCAUAAAAGUAAGACAGGAAUCAUGUCUGUUAUUGACGAUGUACAACUAUGUUGCUAUGAGUAGAUUUCAGUUACUUUCAUUAUUUCAAAUAAGCUGUUAAGAGGGGAAAAGGUUUGAGGCUGAUGCUGUAGAUUAUGAAGAGCUUCAUAUGCUCCAUAGCUGUGUUUGGCUUGUUUUCAUGAGCAGGAAACAUAAGUGUGAAAUUAUUCUAAAUGAGAGUCUUUGGUCACAAGCUGGUUCAGUCACAUGACUCUUCAUAUGGUCAACUCAAGUGGUUUGAGUGUGACGCUACCUGAUACUGCCUGAUACUGCAAAGAAGGCCAAGUUUUCAGACUAAAGCCUUCAGAAUAUGAAUCAUGUUUUCUGAAAUAUUAAGAGCACAAAGUUCUUUC